AUGGGUCUCAUCGGUCUUGUUCUUGCUGUCAGCGCCAUCUUCGCCAGCCAAGAAGACAAUGGUACCCGCUCAGGCGGUUGCUACAGUCGCCAAAACCAAAACCAACAAAUCUACACAGCUUCACCCAACCCUGGAUACACAAACUACGCGGGCCGAUCUUCAUGCCACCAGCGCAAGAUGGAACGUCGCGCCCAAAGACAACUACAGCGCGCUGAUCGCUCCCAGCUCCGCGCAGAACAACAGGCAAACAGGAAUCUUCAGAGGGCUGAGAGGUACCAGGCUGGUGCUAUGAUGGUCAAGUCAGGAGCACAGAGAGUUGGUCUUGUUGGACAGCCUCAAGUCGAGAGUGUCCCUGUUGCAAGGAGCUUUCAGGAAGAGACUAAGGAUGGUCUCUAUGAGUUGGAUGCCAUCAACCAGCAGCACAUCGCAAGAGAAGCACCACCACCAUCAUAUGAUGAAGUUGUACGAAAGUAA
Fusarium venenatum is the source of this 474-nucleotide messenger RNA. RefSeq lists its product as uncharacterized. Lineage: Eukaryota; Fungi; Ascomycota; Sordariomycetes; Hypocreales; Nectriaceae. The record is from RefSeq and is a predicted model, not a curated record.